GGUCACUCCCACUGUCUUUUGUAUCAAAACAAUAAAGUUGAAAGUAAAAAAAGGUCAGCAUAAAUCGGGUUGUCUUUUUGUUGUUCUUUUUUUUUUGUAUUUUUUUCGUAAAGUGUACUGGACGUUCGCUUUUGACUGUGCUUUGCAACUAGGAUUCUACGGAAAACCUGGAUUGAACCAUUCACUUUUCAUAGAAAACAAUAAGAAAACGAAUUGCACGAAAAUAUGGAUUUGGCUCAAGGAGUAGAUUCUACGGACGCUCUCUUUGAACAUGCUAGAGAGCUGCUUCAGCAACAACCUCGGGUCUUGGUCGGGUUGGCUGGCGGACCCGGCUCUGGAAAAACGACACUGGCUUCUAAAUUAGUAACCGAAUGGAAUCAACGACUCGGAAGUGAUACCGUGAAAAUGAUCCCUAUGGAUGGAUUUCAUUACACUUUGGAAGAACUCGAAAAAAUGGAUAACCCAGUAGAGGCAAAGGCGCGACGUGGUGCUGAAUGGACGUUUGAUGCACGACUUUACGCGUCUCUCGUCGCCUUGGUAAAGAAAGUGACGGACUCUGAAUUGUAUGCACCUUCCUUUGACCAUUCCGUUGGAGCACCGAUUCCAAACGACAUUCACAUUCGUCCGGAGCAUCGGAUUAUCAUUUUCGAAGGAAAUUACUUGCUUCUCAACAAGCAUCCAUGGUCCCUAGCCGCCAAUCUCUACGAUAUCAAGGCAUUUCUAGCCGUUGAUGCUUUAACAGCGCGAAACCGCGUAGUCCAACGCCACUUGCAAGCUGGGAUUUGUCAAACGGAAUCCGAAUCCGCUGCACGUACCGAUGCCAACGACAUGGUGAAUCUGGACUUUGUUCAAAAUAAUCUUUUGGAACCUGAUUUUCUUCUCCAUCAAGUAGAUCUUUAGUUUGUCUAUUUUUUAGUUGUUUUGUUUAUGAAUUUUUUUUUUUUUUUCUCUA
Schizosaccharomyces octosporus yFS286 is the source of this 952-nucleotide messenger RNA. Its product is annotated as nicotinamide riboside kinase. Lineage: Eukaryota; Fungi; Ascomycota; Schizosaccharomycetes; Schizosaccharomycetales; Schizosaccharomycetaceae. Gene Ontology annotation, cellular component: cytoplasm. The transcript has 3 exons. The record is from RefSeq and is a predicted model, not a curated record. The coding region runs from base 226 to 900 and encodes 224 amino acids. Gene Ontology annotation, molecular function: kinase activity; ATP binding.